UUUAUGUGUAUGACAGCAUGUUGCUGGUGUGUUACACGCGAAUUUUCCGUGUCAUUAUUAAUAUUGCUGUUUAUAUGAAUGAAGUGUUAUUGAGAGAAACAUGAGGACUCUAGUGAGACUGAAACAGCUCGCGUUAGAGGUGCCGUGCAGCAUGUGGCGGGAUGGAUGCUGCUGGAACUUCUCUCUACGGAGACUGCAGUCAAACAUGUCUAUGCUCAAACAUCUCACUUCUAAAAUCACAGCCACUGGUCCCAUUUCAGUGGCUGAGUACAUGAGAGAGGCACUCACCAAUCCAGUAUCAGGGUAUUAUGUGAAGAAUGACAUGCUCGGAGUGGACGGCGAUUUCAUUACAUCACCAGAGAUCAGUCAGAUUUUUGGUGAGCUGCUGGGUGUGUGGUGUGUCAGUGAAUGGAUGGCGGCUGGGAAAUCUAGUGUGUUGCAGUUAGUGGAGCUGGGACCAGGCAGAGGCUCACUGACCAGUGACAUUCUGAGGGUGUUCAGUCAGCUGAAAGCUGUUUUGGGUAAGGUGGAUUUGUCCGUUCAUCUGGUGGAGAUCAGUCCAAAGUUAAGCCAAGUUCAGGCUGACUGUCUAACUACAGACCAGACACAGGCGUUUGACGGUGAUGACGUACCGGUUUACCGCAGCGGCACCACAAACACAGGCCUGCCCGUGUAUUGGUACCGGCAGAUAGAGGAUGUCCCACGGGGUUUCAGUAUCUUUAUCGCACAUGAGUUUAUAGAUGCUUUACCCAUUCACAAGUUUCAGAGAACAGAGAAAGGCUGGCGUGAGGUUUUGGUUGAUAUUGAUUCUGAGCAGCCGGAUAAACUAAGAUUUGUGCUCUCUCGUGGUCCUACACUGGCAUCCAGCACACUUAUACAGGAAGGUGAGAAAAGGCAUCAUGUGGAGGUGUGUCCAGAAGGCGGAGUCAUUGUUCAGAAACUUUCCAAUCGGAUUGCAGAGGACGGGGGUGCAGCCCUGAUCGCUGAUUAUGGGCAUGAUGGGACAAAAACAGACACUUUCAGAGGCUUUAAAGGUCAUCAGCUCCACAAUGUUUUGGAAGCUCCUGGCACAGCAGAUCUCACAGCAGACGUGGACUUCAGUUACUUGAGGAAGAUGACAGAAGAUCAUGUGACCUGCCUGGGACCAAUCACACAACAAUCCUUCCUGAAGAACAUGGGCAUUGACACACGCCUUCAGAUCCUUCUGAGAAGUUGUCCUGACUCAUCCAGUAGAGCUCAGCUCAUGCACGGCUAUGACAUACUGAUGAACCCUGAGAAGAUGGGCCACAGGUUCCACUUCUUCUCUGUGCUGUCCCGAAGUCGGCUAGCAGCAAUUAAAGCGACACUGCUUCCUGUGGCGGGAUUUACAGAGCUGCGCCUGCACUGAACAAUCUUUGAUGUGAUGCAUGUAAUGAAUGUCUGAUUAUAGUCAAGAACAUAUGUGGGGGGGGGGGGUCACUCUGUUAUACAUUGUAUAAAAUAAUUAACGAUUUUUAUUUUUAUGGAAUGGCACAUAGAAAUUCUACCUGACAGAUAAAUUGAAUGAGGUUUCCUGAAUAAAACACCUGUCUCUGUGACAACCCUUGGAUUUGAUUCGUUUAAUCAGAAGACUUUCUAGUUCUAAGAUGUUACCAUUCUAAAUCAUGGGUAAACGGAAUCCUGGGUUAUCUUGUUUAAUGUUUCACACUGUUCAUUCUUUACCAUGGUUAAUAAUAAAUCCUGGGUGUUCAUGUUUCGAUGUUUCACACUGUACAUUUGUAAACCCUGGAUUAAUGUUUUUAUUUGCAUAUUUUCUGUGUCAAAAACAAUGAUUGGACGAAAUCAGCUCACGACAGUCACGCAACCUGACCCCAGCUUAGCUGCGAUAUGCGAAAAAAGAAUUUCACUGUAUAUGUUAAAAAAUGUAUAAUGUGUGACAAAAAUAAAGGCUUCAACCUGUCA
Molecule: messenger RNA, 1941 nt
Organism: Myxocyprinus asiaticus (Chinese sucker)
Lineage: Eukaryota; Metazoa; Chordata; Actinopteri; Cypriniformes; Catostomidae
Gene: ndufaf7
Product: NADH:ubiquinone oxidoreductase complex assembly factor 7
Exons: 10
Coding region: 101-1387 (428 amino acids)
Biological process (GO): mitochondrial respiratory chain complex I assembly
Cellular component (GO): mitochondrion
Molecular function (GO): protein-arginine omega-N symmetric methyltransferase activity
Source: RefSeq, a predicted model, not a curated record